Molecule: messenger RNA, 4461 nt
Organism: Musa acuminata AAA Group (dessert banana)
Lineage: Eukaryota; Viridiplantae; Streptophyta; Magnoliopsida; Zingiberales; Musaceae
Product: probable methyltransferase PMT27
Exons: 11
Coding region: 1126-4143 (1005 amino acids)
Cellular component (GO): cytoplasm; trans-Golgi network; endosome
Molecular function (GO): methyltransferase activity
Source: RefSeq, a predicted model, not a curated record
GGCUUCCUUGAUGGGGUUCUUCUCCCGCCCGAGAAACGACGGUGAGGGAGAGAGGUCGCGGGAUCAAAGCACACCGACUCUUUCUUGCCUCGCUUCCGCGACAGCGACCGUGGCAUCGGCCGCUCCGAUCACCGCUUGACGGCGCUCGCCGUCUUGUUCCAAGUGACAACACUAGAGCAAACCUGAAAUCCUUCUCUGAAGGAUGCAUUCUUAGACCACAAUCUUCAGUGAGUGUGCCGGCAGAUUGUAGAAUUCUUGAAUCAGGUGGUAGAAGUAUCGGAGAAAUGACACAGGUGGUUUGUAGAGCCUCAUACUGCUGUAUACUUCUGGACAUUUCGCAUAGUUUUGUAUUUGGAGCAGAAUUUUCGAUUGUGUGAUGAGGAAGUAAAAGCAGAUGUGAUCGAAACUUUGUCGCUAUGCACUCUGCAUAUCCAAGUAUAAGCUUCAUCCAUGAUGAUCUCGUAUUUUCUGCAUGCAUGCAGUUAUAUCAGCGGAAACGAAGGUCAGAAAAGACGGUGCAAAAUGCAAUGCAAAUCUAAUGCGAGUGCUUCCGGUCCCCGAGCAGAAAACAUGGACUACUUUAUUCCCUUCCAAUCCACACAAACAAGUAGAAUGCUGCAAAGUCUCACCGUCUUCCCCCCCCUGUAAUCAUUUCAUCUCCCAUCGACGGGGCCGGGGAUGGAGAUAAAAAAAAAAAAGACCCGAUCUUAACCUCUAUCCCAACUGAUUUUUGAGAACCAUACCAUGACCCCAUCCCGAUUCUCCGGAUCGAACCCGGUCCGAGUUGAACGCGUCAAUCCCCGGAUCCCGAUCUCGUGGUCUGUCGCCCCGCUGUCGUCCUUACUCGCCAGCACAAAGUUAGCAGCUGUCUCAGGGUGAGCGAAGCCCGGGAGGGGAGUGAAGUGCCGUGAUUGGACCACCUCCUCCUCCUCUGCUACUGCUGGAAGCGUGGAUCCCGCCGCGCUCCUCCGCCUCCGACGCUGAGGGAUCUGCGCGAUCUCGACUUGAACCGUUCCACUGUCCUCUUUGAACACCCUCCUCCGCCCCCGCCGCUUCCCUGGGCUUAAAAGGGCUAGAGCGAGUGUCAGGCGACGGAGGCAGGCGCGGCGGAGAAGGAGCGGGGCAAUGGCUGGCUUUGGCAAGAGCUCGCGGGCGGGGAAGCGCCAUGCGUCGUCGUCCAUGUCGUCCUUCUCCUACUACGUUACCAUUGUGGUCUUCGUGGCGUUCUGCAUACUGGGAGUGUGGAUGCUGUCUUCCUCUUCCGUCAUCCCGCCUCACGCGACCACCGACACCAGCUCUCGUAUCUCCUCCUCGUAUUCGUCGGCCUCCAAGUCUGGCGCUUCUCGCAUCGUCGCCUUCAGAGACCCUCCUCCGGACGCGGAGGAGGACGCCAUUAAAGGUGACGACGGUGGCGAGGACGAGAACAGGUCCGGUUCCAAGAUCUCUUCCCUUGGGGAGUCCAGGGACACGAGCUCGGAUCAAGAGAACCAGAUCGAUUCGGCUUCCUCCCGUAGAGAGAACGAGAACAGGUCCGGAGGCGAAGAAGAAUCUAAAGGCAGGCAGGAACUCGAGCGUCCGCAGGAGGCGGAGGAGACCCAAAACGGCAGCAAUGAAGAGAACCAGGAGCAGCCGGUCGGAGAGAACAAGGAAGAGGGAGAGAAGGGGAAUCGUGGCGGAGAUCAGCGGCUGGUGGGUCGCGAUUUGGACGGAGGAACACCGGACGGCAAGCGGCUGAGCGAGGAGGAAAUCCAUGAACAGGAGCAGAGGGAGCACGACGAACAGCUACCGGUCGGCGAGGGGGAGGAGAGCCAGCAAGAAACCCAGCAGCCGCAGCAGACCGGGAGUGACAGCCAGGAGGAGCAAAUCCACGAAGAGCAGCAGAGGCAGCACGACGAGCAGUUACCGAGCCGCGAGGGCGAGGAGAACCAGCGAGAACCUGAGCAGCAGCAGCAGACUGGGAGCGACAGUCAAGAGGAGCAAAUCCACGAAGAGCAGCAGAGGGAGCACGACGAGCAGCUACCCGGUGGUGAGGGCGAGCAGAACCAGCAAGAAUCCCAGCAGCUGCAGCAGACUGAAGGUGACAGCCUAGGGAAUCAGCAGGAGAGCCAGCCUGAGAUUGACGAGAACCAUGACCAAGUGGAGCAGAUACAGCAGGUUACCAAUGAGAACCAACCACAGAGAGAAGAGUCGGUUGAUGAGAGCCAAACGCAGUCUGAUGAGAAAGCAGAGGCGGGAUCAAACGAGAGCCAGCAACAAGAAGAAACAGGAGGAGGUGGCAACGACCAGCAGCAGCCACAGAUGGAAGAGGAGAUCGCCAAUGACUCAGAACAAGAAGGCAAUGGACAACAGAGCGAGAAACUGAAUGACCCUAAUGCAGGUGAGUCUCUGUCAGACAGGGCACAGUCAGAUGCAUCUAAGGACAGCGGCGGUGACAGGAAGAUGCCAUGGGCGACACAGGCCGACCACUCCGAUAACGAGAAGGAAAGGAGAAGAGAGGAGAAUUUGAGCGAAGGCAGCGAUUCAGAGGGGAAUGCUGGGAACUCACUUGGACAGGAGUGGAAGCUCUGCAAUGUCACUGCUGGCCCUGACUACAUCCCUUGUCUUGACAAUGAGAAGGCCAUCAAGCAGCUACAUAGCUUCAGACACUUUGAACACCGAGAGCGGCACUGCCCAGAGGAAGGCCCGACAUGCCUGGUGCGUCUUCCAGAUGGAUACAAGCGAUCCAUCGAGUGGCCAAAGAGUAGAGACAGGAUAUGGUACAGCAAUGUGCCUCGCACAAAGCUUGCGGAAGUGAAGGGUCAUCAGAACUGGGUGAAAGUCACAGGAGAAUACCUCACGUUUCCUGGUGGUGGAACACAGUUCAUACAUGGGGCACUUCAUUAUAUCGAUUUCAUCCAGCAGUCAGUACGUGAUAUUACUUGGGGAAAGCGUAGCCGUGUGGUACUAGAUGUUGGCUGUGGGGUGGCCAGCUUUGGUGGCUAUCUCUUUGAGAGAGACGUUCUUACAAUGUCUUUUGCUCCAAAAGAUGAACAUGAAGCUCAAGUUCAGUUUGCAUUGGAGCGAGGAAUCCCAGCAAUAUCUGCAGUAAUGGGUUCUCAGCGUCUGCCAUUUCCCAGCAUGGUCUUUGAUGUUGUGCAUUGUGCACGCUGCCGUGUCCCAUGGCAUGCAGAGGGUGGUACUCUUCUGUUGGAACUAAACCGAGUCUUGCGACCCGGAGGAUACUUUGUCUGGUCAGCAACACCGGUUUAUCAGAAACUGAUAGAAGAUGUGGAUAUCUGGAAAGCCAUGAAAUCUCUUACUAUAUCCAUGUGCUGGGACCUUGUUGCUGUCAAGAAGGACAAAUUGAAUUCUGUUGCUGCUGCCUUCUAUCGUAAGCCUAUUUCAAAUGAGUGUUAUGACAAUAGAAAGCGUCAUAGUCCACCCAUGUGCAAGGAUGAGGAUGAUCCAAACGCAGCUUGGCACAUACCCUUAAAACCCUGCAUGCAUAGAGUGCCGGUUGAUGGAUCUGAAAGAGCGUCACGGUGGCCCAAAGAAUGGCCACGCCGGUUGCAGGUGCCCCCUUACUGGUUAAACAGCUCUCAGAUGGGAAUCUACAGGAAGCCAGCCCCUGUUGAUUUCACAUCAGAUUAUGAACACUGGAAGCGAGUUGUAGCAAAAUCUUAUCUCACUGGUUUUGGCAUUCGCUGGUCCAACGUGAGAAAUGUCAUGGACAUGAGAGCAGUCUAUGGAGGAUUUGCAGCUGCACUAAAAGAUUUAAAGGUCUGGGUCAUGAAUGUGGUGAAUAUUGAUGACCCUGACACGCUGCCCAUAAUAUACGAGCGUGGGCUUUUCGGAAUUUACCAUGACUGGUGUGAAUCUUUCAGCACCUAUCCCAGAUCCUAUGACUUGCUGCAUGCUGAUCGCUUGUUUUCUCAGAUAAAACAGAGGUGUAAGAUUUUGCCUCUGAUAGCCGAGGUUGAUAGGAUAGUGAGGCCAGGUGGUAAAAUCAUUGUUCGUGAUGAUUCUGUCACUACAAGUGAAGUUGAGAGUCUACUGAAAUCACUGCACUGGGAAGUCCGUUUGACCUUUUCCAAAGAUCAAGAGGGAAUACUUUGUGCAGAGAAAUCCGAGUGGCGACCUGAGAAACUAACUGAUUCAGCUUGAGUGGAGCUUCAAGCUUCUAAUGUGCCAUCACUCUUCACUUUCUCCACCUGUUCCCGUAGCAGAUUUUUAUUGAUUUACCAAAGUAAUCAAUUUUCUUUUCUUCUCUGAAGCCUUUUAAGUUUCUCAUUUGCUUUCAUUUUGUCAGGUACAUGUAAAUCAUAGUAUGUAGGGUUAGAAUUGGACCUAUUUGAAUCAGAUUAUUUAAUCCUCAUCAUUCCUAAGGAGUCUGGUGUCCACUAAACCUAGUGCCUUCUCUGGAAUCAAGUUUGGAGAUUCUAUGCAAUUGAGUGUGUUUUGAUUAUAUUGUAAAUGUCAUUA